Helianthus annuus (common sunflower) is the source of this 2206-nucleotide messenger RNA. RefSeq names its product protein DETOXIFICATION 54. Gene Ontology annotation, biological process: xenobiotic detoxification by transmembrane export across the plasma membrane. Gene Ontology annotation, cellular component: membrane. The record is from RefSeq and is a predicted model, not a curated record. The transcript has 4 exons. Bases 577 to 2049 code for a protein of 490 amino acids. Gene Ontology annotation, molecular function: antiporter activity; xenobiotic transmembrane transporter activity. Lineage: Eukaryota; Viridiplantae; Streptophyta; Magnoliopsida; Asterales; Asteraceae.
CUACUCGGUAUGGGGACGUCCCCACACCGUCGCACUCCGGCGCCGCACCAAACACCGUGCCGCUCCCUGCGUCCUCCUCCCCGUCCCCGUCUUCAACGUCCAUUCUUCGACGUUCAGGACGAUCCUCCAGGUGGGCCCCCUUUCUUCGACGUUCCGUCACCCCAUGCCGCCCACCCCCGUCGAGCUCCGUCCCCCGUCGAGCUCCGUCUGCAUACCGUGUAGUCUUAGGAAAAGAAAGAAAGACGAAACAUACAUUUUUAAAUAUAGGUCCAUAUCACUAUACAUUAAAAAAGACAAUCUUUCUCUUCUUCCUAAGCCACAAAUUAUACUUACAAAACAUAUAAUAUAAUUAAUUGACUACAAACUUCUCCACCAAAAUACGAGCUCUCAAAAAUCAUUUCUAAUUCUAUUCUCCAUUCAUGCGAUCUCAUCUCCCCACCUUGGUUUCUGCCCUUCUCUACACAACUACUCUAUUCACCUUCUCCUUGCCACUUAAAUCUUAUAUUCUUCACUCUUUCGCUACCUUCUUCUAUAUAUAAUAUAUUAUAUACCCAAAUCAAUUGAUCGAGUAAAGUCAUGAAGAGUUCAAAUCCACAGCCAAAUAACAACAAAGGGUUUACCACCUCACAGAUCAUAGCUGAACUAAAGGACCUUAUGUCGAUGGCUAUUCCAAUAACCGCGAUGAACCAGCUCGUAUUUCUCCGAGCCGUUGUUUCGGUCCUGUUCCUAGGCCGGCUAGGCAGCCUGGAGUUAGCCGGCGGUUCGUUAUCGUUAGGUUUCACUAACAUAACCGGCUACUCGGUGCUAGUCGGCCUAGCAUCAGGACUUGAGCCAGUGUGCAGCCAAGCGUACGGUAGCAACAGCCCAGACAAGUGGAUGAUAUUAUCUUCAUCUCUUGUUCGUAUGAUUUUCAUACUAAUGUUGGCGAUUAUACCUAUCGGUUUCUUAUGGUUAAACGUUGAACGGAUUCUAUUAUUUAUGGGACAAGAUGCAGAUAUAGCCAUAAUGGCUGCGAAAUACUGUAUGUAUUCUGUUCCGGAUUUGUUAACAAACUGUUUGUUACAGCCGUUGAGGGUUUAUCUACGGUCACAGGGGGUGACGAAACCGCAGAUGUGGUGUAGUAUGAUAGCGGUUGCAUUUCACGUGCCGUUGAAUUACGUGAUGGUGGUGAGGAUGGGAUUGGGUGUGGGCGGGGUGGCGAUGGCUUCGGUGGUGACGAAUUUGAAUAUGGUGGUGUUGAUGAUUGGGUAUGUGUGGGUGUAUGGGAAGUGGAGGUGGAGGUGGAGAUGGACGGAUGGGAUUGGGAUGGGGGAGUUGUGGAGAUUGUCUGUGACGAGUUGUAUGGGGAUAUGUUUGGAGUGGUGGUGGUAUGAGAUCGUGACCGUUCUUGCUGGAUAUCUGGAGAAUCCACGGCUGGCGGUGGCGGGGACUGGGAUAUUGAUUCAGACAACUAGUCUGAUGUACACGGUUCCCAUGGCUUUGGCUGGCUGUGUCUCUGCCCGAGUGGGUAACGAGCUCGGAGCAGGGAGACCCAACAAGGCUAAACUAGCUGCAGUCGUCGCGCUAGCCAGUGCUUUAGUAGUUGGUUUCAUUAAUGUCAUUUGGACCAUUGUCUUUAGGGACACAUGGAGUGCCCUAUUCACCCACGACCAAAUGCUCCAAUCGCUUGUUUCAUCCGUGAUGCCCAUCAUGGGUCUAUGUGAGCUUGGCAACUGCCCCCAAACUACGGGUUGUGGGAUCCUUCGUGGGACUGCCAGACCCGCGGUUGGUGUUCGUAUCAACCUCGGGUCGUUUUACUUUGUGGGCACUCCUGUGGCCGUGGGCUUAGCCUUUUAUUACAAAGUUGGGUUUAGUGGUUUGUGGUAUGGUCUUUUGUCUGCUCAAUUCGCAUGUGUGGUUUCGGUUUUGUAUUCGGUGCUUGUUCAAACAGAUUGGGAAGGUGAGGCUUUGAGAGCGGAGAAACUAACGAAUUCGACUAGUGUGGUGGAGAUGGUCACGGAGGAAUGUAAUGAUGUGGCUAGGGAUCAUGAAAAGGGGGUUUUGAUAUAAAGUCAUGUACAAGUUAUUAUAUCACCGGAAUUUGGAAUGCAAGAAAAGAAUUGACAACACUAAGUUAAUGUGAUGUGAUUUUUAUUUCUCAAGGAGUUGAUUCUUGUGAUACAUUGAAUUUAACGGUUUAAUGUUAACUAAUAUAUUGGGAGUAGUC